CACUUUGGUCGAAAGCUGGAUUCAGGAGCACUCUCCGUAGAUCUGCUUGUUGGAGGCUUGGAGGGAGGGAGGAGACCCUUUUAAUUUCAUUCCAUUGGAAGAAGCGACAAGUACUACAAGUAAUUGUGAGGCUCUGAAUCUGACGCCGUGCCGUGCCGUGCCGUGCCGUGCGUGCAGUAACAAAAUUGUCUCACCGGAUUCUCACGGGAACAGGCUUGUUGGCCUGAAUGGAACCUGCAAGGAGCACAACGUCGGCCGAGGGCGCAGACAUCUGCUUGAACGACCUGGACAAUCCGUCGACUCAACUGGCGAUCGACGCGUCAAGCUAUCCCAACAUCGACUUGGACAACCUGGACCUGGACCAGCUACUUCCCCCCAGCUCCCCUGAAUUGGCCAUCGACGGGUCAAGCUCUCCCAACAUCGACUGGGCCGCCGCCCUGGAAAACAUACCUCUAUAUAUCGGUCCGUGCCCUGAACCUGAAGUGGCAACCAUCGCUCCAAGUUCUCCCUCCAUCCUCCCCUCAGAUGCCGAAACCACCAUGGCGUUGGCGUCCCAAGGUGCGAUGAGUCGCUCAGAUUCGGAUGAGCAGCUCCAUCGCGACAACACCUGUCUUCAAGUGGCGACCAUCGCUUCACGCCCACUCAGCCCCUAUGCUUCUGCUGCCCCGACCUUCACCUCAGAUGCCACAAGCAACAGCGGAGCGCCUCUGCGCCUGCCAAGUACAAGCACCACGCCGUCCCAAGGUGCAGGCGUCAAAAAAAAUGAAGAAGCUUUAGCCCUUCGUCUGGAUGAGCUGACGAUCACUAUACACUCCAAGCUGUGUAAACUGGAGUGUAAAGUGCAGCUUCUUUCCUCCAUGAUGCAUGACCUAAUUGUCAAGUCGACGCUGAUGACCCGCUGGCAAAAGAAGGAGCAGACGAUCACAUAUGUUUCAAGCAUUCCGCGCACAAAGUUCAGUAAUCCUUCAUACAAAAAAGCUAUACCGGAGAUAUUACAAGUAUUAAGAGCAGCCUGCAUCAUACACGAGCUACCAUUAGCACAAACAGGGGCCGCCUGUGGUCAACAAGGGAAACGGUGCAGACGCCACUCAGAUGAGAACUGCCGAUACUGCAUCUCUACCAUUGAUGCAGCAUGCCACGUGAAUGACCCUCGGGUGCAGAUUUUCCAUGAGGCCUGCUCUGAGCACCACCUUCUGCCAGGGCAAGGGGUUGCAGGGAAAGCCUUCACCACAAACCAGCCCUGCUUCCUACCAGACAUGGGAUCUUCAGGUGAACAGGAGUACCCAUUAUCUCACCAUGCUAAGAUCUUCAGGUUAAAAGGUGUGAUGGCAAUCCGAUUAAGAACCACACGCACUGGGACGGCAGACUUCGUCUUGGAGUUCUUCCUGCCGACAGACUGUGAAGCAGAAAAUGAGCAGAAGACGGUGCUGAAUUCCUUGUCGGGAACCGUGCAAAGUCUAUGCCGAACACUACGCAUGGUUACAAACAAGGAGAUGCAGGACGACGCAAUGUGGGAAAUGAAUAAGAUCAGCUCGCUUGGUCUUCUGAAGAACAAGAAGGUGAAGAAAAGAAAACCAAUGGCACGAAGAUCACCUGUGUGGAAAAGCUUUACAGAGAUCAUAGUUGGAGAUACUGCUAAGGCUAAGUGCAACCAUUGUGAUCUUGAGCUUUGCUGUGAUUCAAAAAACGGUACAUCCUCAUUGAGAUCUCAUUUGAAAAGGUGCAAACUUAACCCCAAUAAUAGGAUCACGGGCCCCAUAUAAGCAAAAUACUGGGCACUUUGCAUCUGCGACAGGGGAUAGUAGUUACUGAAGCAGAGAAUAAUUUCAACUCAUGUUUUGUCUUGUGAUAUUUUACAUUGACGUUAAUUCUACCAUAAGUUUUGGUAUGUGCGGUGUUCGGAGGUUAUGAUUUGUUGGAUAGCUGCCUUUUUCUCGAGAAAAGUGUACGGUUAUGAUUUGGUGAACACUUUGUCAAUCUUAUAUUUCAUUUUUGCAUUGGCGAACUA
Triticum dicoccoides is the source of this 2008-nucleotide messenger RNA. RefSeq lists its product as uncharacterized. Gene Ontology annotation, molecular function: DNA-binding transcription factor activity; DNA binding. Lineage: Eukaryota; Viridiplantae; Streptophyta; Magnoliopsida; Poales; Poaceae. The transcript has 4 exons. The coding region runs from base 228 to 1763 and encodes 511 amino acids. The record is from RefSeq and is a predicted model, not a curated record.